CUACCGCGAGCUCCAACAUUACAUAACCUCGUGCACGGAAAUCACGCGUGCGUGUAAAACCGUUAGAAAAAUGGACGAAUAUCAGAGCGGAGAGGAGACUGCCUUUAUUGUCGACGAAAUUAGUGGCAUUAUUAAAGAGUCAAUAGAGGCUGCAAUUGGUGGAAAUGCAUAUCAGCCGAGCAGAGUUAGCCAGUGGACAACAAGUGUGGUGGAACUGUGUCUGAGUCAACUCACUAAGCUGGGAAAACCCUUCAAGUAUAUUGUGACCUCUGUAAUAAUGCAAAAGAAUGGUGCUGGUUUGCACACAGCUAGUUCCUGUUACUGGGAUAAUAAUGCUGACGGAAGCUGCACUGUGAGAUGGGAGAAUAAGACGAUGUUUUGUAUAGUCAGCGUCUUUGGGCUAGGCAUCUAAAUCCAAGAAUGCUACCAGACCUCUUCCUCAAACUUGUAUCUGUGAAAUACUACUAUGACACAAUAUCCUCAGCAAACUGAACUACAGUUAGUAUAUGUUCCUUUACUGUACAGGGCAGUAUCUCAGUUCAAUAUUUUGUUUUGGUGCAGUUUAAUGUGGCAUUGGUUUAAACUAUACUACUAAAAAAAUUUGUU
Molecule: messenger RNA, 606 nt
Organism: Hemiscyllium ocellatum (epaulette shark)
Lineage: Eukaryota; Metazoa; Chordata; Chondrichthyes; Orectolobiformes; Hemiscylliidae
Product: dynein light chain Tctex-type 1-like
Exons: 5
Coding region: 71-412 (113 amino acids)
Biological process (GO): microtubule-based movement
Cellular component (GO): cytoplasm; cytoplasmic dynein complex
Molecular function (GO): dynein intermediate chain binding
Source: RefSeq, a predicted model, not a curated record